Messenger RNA from Heterotrigona itama, 897 nucleotides. The record is from the annotation of a GenBank genome assembly. Lineage: Eukaryota; Metazoa; Arthropoda; Insecta; Hymenoptera; Apidae.
UCUCGUUUAUUACGUGACAUUUUGGUGAUCCUGCCAGGAUCAGCACAACUUCGGUCAAACGAAACUACGAGAGUUUGGACUACGGUCAGCAUCGAAGCAUUACUGAUUCAACGAACCAAAACCACUGAAGGAUUUCAAGAUCUAUCGCAACGAAGAUCUACGCUACGGCAAAAUCCACAAAUAAAAGCAAGUUUCUCAAGUGACAAUUCAGACGAUCAAGACUCAAUUAGUAUAAUAACAAUCAUGAGUAAAAACGAUAAUAUUAGUACUGCAACUACGAGCACAGACUCACAAACGCGAGCCAUUCUCGAUACAACACAAAGACAGAACGAAAACCACGAACGACAAAUGACCGAGAUACGCUGCGCACUACAACUCUCCAACAAAGAAAAUAAAAAAAGAGCUAGGGAAAUAGAAAUGCUCAGUAAAACAAUAGCUAGUAUUCAUAUAGGAGAAGGAACACCCUUAACAGACGAUUUUGCUUCAAUAAUGACGAACGAUGAACGAAACAGAACUGUACGACCAAUACACGACCACAUAGGAGUAGAAGAUUUCAUAAAAGAAGUUAGAAUACUUAGGAGUGUGUGGACGAAACCGAAUACUACUACUAAAGGCCAUAAAAGUAGAAAAAAUAAUAGGAAAAGCAGCUCAGAGCAUACGAAACAUUACAAUCGACAAUUACGCAGACUUCUACGACGCAUUACGCACCAACGUUGCAUAACACCAAAAGCCUACAGAAACUUUAACGUACGGUUCAGACGCAUCCUGAAUAAACUUGCAUAUGCUAUAACCAACGAAUAUCCGCAACCAAUCACAAGACGCGUAAUGAUGGAAGCCACUAUGAAACGCGUGACCAAAAUCUACAUCAACGGACUAAAAGCGAAAUUAGCCAUAUGA